AUGAAAUCCACUUGGCAAAAAUUUCAAGUACGAUAUUCAUCAUCACCUUCUUCAAAAAGAUGGAUAGCACGACAGGAUCGGGAUCAGUUUGUUAAAAAAGCACUGUCUCAAAAUUAUCGAGCCCGGAGUGCAUUCAAGUUAUUGGAAUUGGAUCAAAAGUACAAUUUUAUUAAACCAGGUUCAGUCUUUAUCGACUGUGGCGCAGCUCCUGGUGGUUGGAGUCAAGUUGUUUCUAGAAAAACAAAAUUAAACGGGAACUUAAUUAUUGCUGUUGAUUUGUUAACUAUCGAGCCGAUUCCUGGUGUAAAUGUUAUACAAGGGGAUUUCACUCAUAUAUCGACACAACAAAAGGUAAAAGAAUUAUUGAAAGAAAGAGAAGCAGAUGUAAUUUUAAGCGAUAUGGCACCAAACUUUUCUGGGCAGCGUUUUAUUGAUCAUGUUAAAUCAAUGGAAUUAUGUGAAUUUUCUCUGAAUUUUGCUGAACGAGUAUUAAAAUCAGGAGGCACCUUCUUGUGCAAGUUCUUAAUGGGAGAGUCCGAUCAUGAAUUUAGAAAUAAUUUAAAGACUAAAUUUGACAUUGUUCGUCAUGAAAAACCACAGGCUGUACGCAAAAAAUCGACAGAAGGAUAUUUUAUGUGCUUAGGUUAUAAAAAAAAUAAAUAA
Rhizophagus irregularis DAOM 181602=DAOM 197198 is the source of this 663-nucleotide messenger RNA. NCBI's taxonomy places the organism in Eukaryota, Fungi, Glomeromycota, Glomeromycetes, Glomerales, Glomeraceae. The record is from RefSeq and is a predicted model, not a curated record.